This is a messenger RNA of Chara braunii, 2772 nucleotides long. The record is from the annotation of a GenBank genome assembly. Lineage: Eukaryota; Viridiplantae; Streptophyta; Charophyceae; Charales; Characeae.
GUUUGUCAGUCAGGGGUUAGAGUUUACGUGGUGAGGUUUGGAACCGUUAAUUCGGUUGUGCACUAAUCACCAUGGUUGAAACCCGUAGUGGGAAGAGCACUAGCCCCUACACCCAAGAACAACAAGAGAAGAUGGCCGCCUUAGUGAGGGAGAACAAGGAGAGGAAGGAGCUCCUGAAGCAGGCGAAGUUGAAGGCUAUCGCAGAGGAGCAGGCGGCGAAGAUGAAAAAGUUGGAAGAAGAGAUGGAGGAGAAGAAAAAGGUUGCCGAAGAAGAAGCAGCAGCAAAAGCAGAGGAGGAAAGGAAACGCAAGGAAGAAAAUGGGGAGAGUAGUGGCACACAAAGGAGGAUGCCACGAUGGAAAAGAAGAUCAACGAGUGGAUUGCUAAUUUAUGGUUGGGGGAAGAUGAGGUGGCAGAGUUUUAUGCCCGUGCCUAGCGUCUCUCUAGGCACGUCCCUCACAGACGUGGCAGAGGAAUUGAAGGAGAGGAUGCCAGCCUGGGCCAAAAUGAAGAAGGAGAGUAAAGGACAACUAAUCUUAGUUGAUGUAGAAGUGUUCAGGAGUAGAGUAGGGGUCCUUAUAAAUUCAGGGGUUACCCGUAGUUACAUUAGCCGUAGGGCGCUGAAGAAGUUGAGACUAGGAUUGAAAGUCCAAAAAUUGGCAGACCCCAUAGUCAGUGUCCUUGCAGACAACCGCACAAUGCGUGUUGAGGACUACGUAGAGGGAGUUCAGGCGUACUUUCGCCUAGAAAAGGAUGGGAAGGUGGAGAAAGUUCUCCAUCCCCUGACUCUCCUCAUACAGGAUGACCUCCCUUUCGACAUAGUGUUAGGAAUGGAUUGGGGAGAGGCAGUAGGGGCCACACUCCACUUGAGAGAGCAUGAGUGUAGGCUCCCUAGUCCAUCAGGCGAGGUUAAGACUGCCCUCCUGUUUCAUGUGUCAGGUGUAGAUAACACUCUGGCACACUGCUGUCUCAGUGCUCCCGCGUUCGCGCGACUAGUGAAAAAGGAGCAGCUAGAGGAUCAGGUCUUUGUAGUAUAUGUUAGACCUGUCACUAAGCCUAAGGAAGGAGAUAGUACCACGGAUCCAACCAUUGCCAAGCUGCUGGAGGAGUUCAAAGAUUUGACCGAGUCGCCGACAGGAGUAGUGUCGCGACCAAUCCAACACAGAAUAGAGAUAGAGCCUGGCAGUAGAACUCCUAAGGGAGCAAUCUAUAGGAUGUCCCCUAGAGAGUUAGAAGAGCUACGUAAGAAGUUGGACGAGCUCCUGGAGAAAGGUUGGAUCAGGCCCAGUUCGUCUCCUUUUGGAGCACCUGUUCUGUUUGUCCCCAAGAAAGAGGGAGAGUUGCGUAUUGGCAUAGACUAUAGGGGUUUGAAUGCCAUCACAGUGAAGAAUGUUGAGCCGCUGCCCAUGAUAGACGAUCUUUUAGGUCGGGUGCAGGGUUGCAAGUAUUUUUCCAAGAUAGAUUUAAAAUCUGGUUACCAUCAGAUAGAAGUCCACCCUGAUGACCAGUACAAAACUGCGUUCCGGACUAGAUAUGGGCAUUAUGAGUUCAUAGUCAUGCCCUUUGGACUAACCAACGCGCCGGCUACAUUUCAGCGUUGUAUGAAUGAUCUGUUCAGACCGUGGUUAGAUAAGUUUGUAGUAGUCUAUUUAAAUGAUAUAUUAGUCUUCAGCAAGACCCUCCAAGAACAUCAGGGUCGUUUAAGGCAGGUCUUGGAGAAGCUAAGAGAGGCUAACUUCAAGAUCAACCCGAAGAAGUGCGAGUGGGCCAGGACACAAGUUUUGUACCUGGGCCACGUAUUAGACGAAGAUGGCAUUAAGCCUAAGGACAGCAAGAUGGCGGCAAUUAGAGACUGGCCGACGCCCCGCGCAUUGACAGAGUUGCGGUCAUUCUUAGGCCUAGCGAAUUAUUAUAGAAAGUUCCUCAGGAACUUCUCUACUAUCGCCGCGCCCGUGCGCAGGUUGAUUAAGAAAGAGGCAAUCUGGCAAUGGGACAAAGAUUACAUGUCUGUGCUAAAGAGACUGAAGCGCGCGUUGAUAGAGUACCCUGUCCUCAAAGUAGCUGAUCCGUCUUUGCCAUUUGUCGUCACCACGGACGCGAGUCAGUAUGGUAUAGGCACCGUGUUGCAGCAAGACGACGACAAUGGCUAUAGACCCGUAGAGUUCAUGUCAGCGAGGAUGUCCUCAGAGAAGGUAGCCACCUCGACAUACUAAAGAGAACUCUACGUUCUCAGCCAGGCAUUUGAGCACUGGAAGCAUUACCUGCUUGGGAGGCACUUCAAAGUAUACUCAGACCAUGAAACACUUAGAUGGUUAAAGACCCAGGCCAAAAUGACUCCUAAGUUUACUAGGUGGGCCGCUGAGAUAGACCAAUAUGACUUUGAGCUCAAACCGGUCAAAGGCAAGUACAACGUAGUUGCGGAUGCUCUAAGUAGGAGAUCGGACUACGUUGGAGCUAUAGUGCACUAUCUGGACAUAGGAAAGGACCUGCAGGAGAAAGUCUGACAGGCGUAUGCGCAGGACCCUAUCUAUAGUGACCUCCUCAAGAGAGUUAAGGAGGCCCCAGAGACCGAACCAAACUACCGCACUACUGAGGGACUAUUGUUUGAGAAGACUAAUGUAGUAGAGCGCCUGCGCAUCCCCAACAGUGAGGAGAUCCAUAGUCUUAUCCGAGGGGAAUGCCAUGACACAGAGGGACACUUCGGUUGGCAGAAGACUUUAGCCAAUUUGAUACGUGCGUAUACCUGGCCAUGAAUGAAAGCUGACUACAUAG